Trematosphaeria pertusa is the source of this 1239-nucleotide messenger RNA. Its product is annotated as putative oxidoreductase. NCBI's taxonomy places the organism in Eukaryota, Fungi, Ascomycota, Dothideomycetes, Pleosporales, Trematosphaeriaceae. The transcript is spliced from 3 exons. Gene Ontology annotation, cellular component: cytosol. The record is from RefSeq and is a predicted model, not a curated record. The coding region runs from base 79 to 1047 and encodes 322 amino acids.
CUCCGACCCCACCUCUCCAAACCCACGGCUCGUAGACAACUUCGCAAUCGCAUCACACGAUACUUAUUAGAUAGAGAAAUGGCACCAAACCUCAUUUUCGGCACCGCCACCUUCGGCAUGGAUCCCCCCUCGUUCCAAGACGCUGCAUCCGUCCGCGACCUGCUGACCACGCUGCAAUCCCUCAAUAUCAAGAGGCUAGACACAGCAGCGCGGUAUCCGCCCCUAUAUCCAGGCCAGUCGGAAAGUUUGAUCGGCGAAACCGCGGAGCUGAGCAAGGGGUUUGAAGUAGACACCAAGAUCUACACCGACACGGCAAAAGACGGAAGUGGAGAUUUGAGUAAAGAGAAUAUGGAAAAGUCCGUCACGGAGAGCUUACAAAGGCUAAAGAGAGAUGGCGGAGUAAAUGUACUCUAUGCGCAUCGCGCGGACCCGGAGACGCCGCUAGAAGAGCAGAUCCAGAACUUCAACGAGCAGAUCAAGCAAGGACAUUGCAAGGCUUGGGGCGUAUCCAACGUCCCGCCAGCAAUGCUCGAAAAAAUCCUCCAACUAUGUGAGCAAAACGGAUGGCAGAAACCAAGCUGCUACCAAGGACCCUACAACGUCAUCACGCGGGGCAUGAAAACAAAACUCCUCCCCAUCCUGCGCGCUCACGGCAUGGCAUUCAACUCUUUCCAGCCCCUAGCAGCCGGCUUCCUAACCGGCAAACUGCUCCAUAACCAGCACGCCGGAACGCGCUUCGUGGACGAUAACCCAAUCGGGAAAGUGGUUCAGAAGAUGUUCGGCUCCGAGGAGCUCCUGGUGGCGAUGAAGAAAUUCGAUGAGGGAGCGAGGCGGCAUGGGCUGACGCCCGCGGAAGUUGCAGUUAGGUGGUUGGCACACCAUUCUGCGCUGCGUGAAGAGGAUGGGAUCAUUCUGGGAGCGAGUAGGAAUGAGCAGAUUGUUGAGACGGUGGGGUUUAUUCGGAAGGGGAGGUUGGAAGAUGAAGUGGUGAGGUUGGCGGAAGAGGCGUGGGAAGGGGUGAGGGGUGUACGGGGCGAGAUAAUGUGAGAGGAGUGGAUAUGAUAAGGCUAGGCACUGAGGAUUUUCCACUUCUAGCUAAACUGACGUUUCGAUAGAUAUGCCUGGCCUGCACCGGCCCGUGUAAGUCCCACACAGUAACUACAGCUCAUGUUUGUUCGGGACGCAUCUAGUUCUUUGCUCUCCACAGCACACGUAGCUUCGCCGGAUAGCCAUCCCAAU